This is a messenger RNA of Podarcis lilfordi (Lilford's wall lizard), 11122 nucleotides long. Lineage: Eukaryota; Metazoa; Chordata; Lepidosauria; Squamata; Lacertidae. The record is from the annotation of a GenBank genome assembly.
GCCGGGUGGCCGGUCCUGCUCGGGUUCUGAGCCGGGAAGCGGCUGCUUAGGGCGCCCCGCGCGACGGAGGCUGAGAGGUCUGGCUGCGAUGUGUGAAGCCGAGGAGGGAGGCUGCGGAAACGAGACGCAGCCUAAGAGGGCACCCCGGGGCAGGUAGGGGAACGGGGUUGGGCAGGGAGUGAGUGUAGAGGAACGGGGUAGGGGUGGGAGGUGGGGUUGGGAAGAGGCCUUCCCGGCUUGUCCCGUCUGAGCCGCGACUUCCCACUAGGUGUUGUUUUUGCAAUAGCCGCAGAGGCCACAACAGAAGUUAAGAAGGCAGGCUGAAAUGAUGUGAAAAGAUCCACGUUGUGCAAAUCAACAUAACAGUUGUUGUGGUGGUGGUGGUGCUAUCUGCGCACAUUAAAAGACUGUCUGUAGCAGAGUGUUUUUUGGCACUUUAAAUAAUAAGAAAUGUCUUGCAACAGAAGCUUUGUGGACCGAGGUCUGCUUCAUUAGACGUGUGAAAGGGUUGUAUUCUCAUUUAUUACACCUGCCAAUUUAAGGCAGCGCUUAAUGCAUCCAAUGAAAGGGCUUGUAGUCCAGUGAAAGCUUCUGUGAUAAUAAAAAUGUUGCAGUGCAACCUUAGCCAUGUCUACUCAGAAGUAAAUUCUAUUGAAUGCAGUGGGUGAUAUUCCCAGGUAAGCAGAGGUAGGAUUGCAGCCAUAAUCUUUUAGGCUGUUUGGUUAAUAUAAUCAUAUGCCAUUCUCCUGCUUGUAGAGCACCCACAGUGGCUUACACCGAUAAGAAAUGCUACACAACAAUAAUGGUUAUACACUAAUGUUUUUAAUUCCAAUGGCAAACAAUACAAAUUGUACUUUGGAAUCUGAUCUUCCUUUUCUCUCUUCUAAGCUGCCCCUCAAAAUGCAUGAAAUGCAAAGAAGGUUCCCCGGUGUUGAUCAUCCGUGUUGGGGAUGCCUUUUGCAAGUAAGUAUGACGGGCAGCUGUGCCUUCUUACCGGGUUGGCAGCAGACAUGGUUGUCAUUUUCUGAAAGGCUGCUGUGGUCUACAACAAAGCUGCAAACCUUUUUUUGAGGGAUCUGGCUGAUCUUUGUUACAAGUGACAACCUCUGGUGUUGACUCACACAGCAGAAUUUCAGUCAUGGCAUAUUUCUAGACCUCUUUAAUCUCUAUUAGAACUCUUUAAAAAAACAAUUUGAGUUGCUUUUUCUCAAGAGCUAAACACCCAUGCUCACUGUCAGUCUCUCACUACUACCCUAACCCAGAUGUUUCAACCAAUUAUAGUUAAGUGUGGAUCAUAGCUUACACACAUGUGUUGCAUGCAGAAGUUCACAGAUACAGUCCCUGGCAUUGCCUGUUAAAAAGGGUCAAGUGGCAGGUGAUGGGAUGCGGAACCCCACUGGAGACCCUGGAAAGCCUAUCAGGUGGAUGGAAAAUAGUCUGAUGAUAUAAGGCAGCUUCUUCUAUUCCUGCUCCUAAGCAUAGCAUUGUGGCUAAAACAAAAUAAGGCCAAGAUGUUUGACUAAAAUUGCGUUUCUAUUGCAUCUUAUUGCUUUAAUAACAUGCAUUUGUUGCUGAUUCAUAGGAGCUGUUUCAAGGAUUAUUUUGUUCACAAGUUCCGGGCUAUGCUUGGCAAGAAUCGCUGCAUUUACCCUGGAGAGAAGGUCCUGUCCAGUUAUUUUGGGGUGGGCGGGCGAGGGAGCUAACAACUAGAAGUGACAGACAUGUUUUCUAAUACUCCCUUGCAUGCUUUUUAUUUAUUUUUAUUUACUGUAGGUUCUGCUUGCAUUUUCGGGCGGCCCUGCCUCCAGUUCAAUGGUGCGGCAAGUUCAAGAGGUAUUUCCCCAUGACUUCCUAGCAGGGUAAAGACAGAGAAUUUGGGGGUUUAGUAGAGUGGUUCUUAAAUUAAUAUCAUUUCUUAUGCACCCUUCACCACAUGGUUGCAGGGUGGGUUAUAGCAAUCUAAAAAUCAGUAUUAAAAACAGCUUGAAACUGACCCAAAUCUUCUUUCUCAUUCCAGGGCUUGAGCCGGGAAGCAGCCAAGAAACUCCGCUUCAAGCCAGGAAUCAUCUAUGUCGAUGGUAAGCAAUGCUUGCUGGGUGCAUUCCCUUCUAUGUUUGGGAGACUGAAGAGUCUAAGCAGAGGCAGUUUGUUCAAGGUGAAACAAACCUUGCAUCAAAAUGCUUGUACUCUUCUCCAAGGUUUAAAAACAAUACUGCUAAAAAGUCUCAUUUUCCCCUUUUCCUUAACUUCGAGGCAAACAAAUACUCUCUUAGGGUGUCUGUGAAGGUGGCCACAUCUUCAUGGAAGGCAGGAUUGGUGUGGCCAUUUAGAAGGGGAUGGACUGUGGCUUAGUGGCACAGUAUCUGCUUUGUAUGCAAAAGAUUCAGUCCCCAGCAUCUCUAGGUAGAGCUGGGAAGGGCCCUGUUUCUGAGACUCUGGAGUGUCACUGCCAGUCAGUGUAGAGGCCUUGCAGAUGCUGCUGGACUGCAACUCUCAACAUCCCUGACCAUUGGUUCUGCUGUCUGGGGCAGAUGGGAGUUGUAGUCCAAGGGCAUCUGAAAGGCACGAGGUUCUCCACCCCUAGAUGCGCCCAGGCGGGAUUCACACACUGAAAGGCAGCUGUCUUAUAUUCCAAGUGCAAUUUCUGUUGUCAAGCCUAUUUUUCACCAUAGACCGUUACUGUCAGGGAGAGGCAAACAGGAAAAGAUGAAAGGACAGAAACCAGCAGUUAUAGAGAGCCUAAAGAGAUUAUCAGCAGCUUCGCGUCUGACAGUGGGUCUGACGUAGAGGGGGAGGAGGAUGAGCCGGGAACUAGUUAUUCUGUGCACAGAGGAAGUAAGGGGAGGAGUUUUCGCAGACUUGCAUGCUGGGUGCGGAAAAGGAAGAAAAAAGAUUAGAGGCAGCAACUGCGCUCAAGGGGAAGGACGCUAAUUGAAAUGCUGGAGAUGUGCGUUUGAACUUUGUCAAAUAAAUCAAAUUGUUUGGAACUGGCUGGGAGCCCGGAGUCUUAUCUAUGGCCAGCUGGACAGCAUUAAGCCUCUGACAGUUACCAAGCUCAGAGUGACCCUUUCGGCAUCAAAAUUAAUUUGGUUAAAGGUUUUGAGUGAGGUGGCUCUCCAAAUGUUUCAGGUGACUUACACCACGACUCUUGCCCAAGCUAGGUGAAAAUAGGGUGGAAAUCCCCCCCCCCCGAAGCCUGCUCAGCUUGUUUAACUGAUCUCCCUGAUCCUCUUUCUUGCUGUGCAGAGGGAGCUGUGUGCAGACAGAGCCCAGGCAAGCGGGAGGAGAUCCGCAGCCAGAUGGAGAUGAUCCUGCAAGCCACAGGGUUCCCUUAUCACCUGGUGUGCUUGGAAGAGGUGAGGAAAGAUGCACAUGAGGAGAGGCCCGGGGUGCUGUGUCAACCUCUGACCUUGUUGCCGCUUCCUCAUUUCAGUACAGUCAUACCUCGGGUUAAAUACACUUUGAGUUGAGCACUUUUGAGUUGUGCUCCGCGGCAACCCGGAAGUAACAGAGCGCGUUACUUCUGGGCUUCGCCGCUUGCGCAUGCGCAGAUGCUCAAAAUGACGUCAUGCGCAGAAGCGGCAAAAAGCAACGCACGCGCGUAGACGUGCCGUCGCUAGUUAUGUUUACCUCUAGAUGCGAACGGGGCUCCGGAAUGGAUUCCGUUCGUAUCUAGAGGUACCACUGUACGUUGGUGUAUUUUGAGUGGAGUUAGGAAUCUCCUUAGAGAUGCAGUUUGGCUGAUCAGUAACGAAAUAGCCUUAUUACUGUGGAAGCCAACUAGUCCCAUAAGAAAGGUGCAAGAACAGACCCCCUCAUGACAUUUUCAGGCUAAGGACCACAUGUCCGUGAUGAGUGGGGAAGAGGCAAAAGCGGGCAGAGCAACGCAUGCAGAUCUUACCUUUGUGCAGGAGUCUGGUUCCCCACUCCACCUUUUAGAAGAACGGAAGAGGACAGAUUUCCCCAUAGCUUAGAAUUCUCAAAAUAAAUGUUAUCAUAGAACCUAUGAUGUUUUUACAGUCCCAACACUAAACCAAGGCAAAUAAAUAUCAAAGGGGUGUGUGUGGGAAACACUGAUUUUUGUGUUUAAAUGUCUGUUUCUGCUAGUGCUUUCCGUGGCUGACUGCAUGUGCUCUGCCCUUUCACAGGUGUUUGACCUGCCAGGCUCUGUGCUGCACUCCAUUCCCCAUAGUGCCACUGACCACGGCGGCAGCUACAAGGAAGCUGUGGAUGGUUUCAUAAGAUGGCAGCAGCAUGAGAAGACGGCAGGGGACUCAGCAAGCUCCCUGGAGAACCAGCUGGCUAGGCUUAGUGUUCACAGAUCUUCACAGCAGGAGGGACCGCCGGUCCCAGGAACUAGGCCUCCUCCAGUGGCCCAUACUGAAGCACUGACCAAGCUCUUUGGGGCUGUGAAAACCUUGACUGCAAAAGAGGAGCUCCUACAGACUCUCCGGUGAGCUUCUUUGUGGAAGUGACAAAGAUCAUUUUUCUUUUGGCUAGAGUGCUGCUGGACGAGCUCCCAGUAUGCAUUGCUCUCAAAGAUGGGCAUGCCAAGGGUGUUUUGGAGGCUACAUUCGGAGACAUUCCCGUCACCCUCUUGCUGUUUAAUUUAACCUGCUUAAGAGGGGAUGACUGAGUGCUAGAUCCUGGCUAAUCCCAAUAAUUCCUGAAUCCUUGGCAGCUGAAUGGAUGCUGCUAGCACCCCUUUGAGGUUGUGGAAGGAUGACAGGGCUGCUGCAGGUAGAGCAGAGGCCAACCCAUCGUGAGCAGCAACCUCAGGAGCACAAGGCCCUGCAGAGCCAGGACCUAGAGUAUUCUGCUUCACCCUCUCUAGGCUGCCACUUCCGGGUUUGCUUUUCAUGGUCUCUUCACAGCUCCACUGAAUGAGACAAUCCUUGACUGCUUUGCUUGGCAAUUUGAGGUCUGUGCUCCUGGGGAGGGGGCCAGCCGCCUCCCCACUCCUCUUCAUGAGUUUAUACCCUCCAUGAGUUUGUCUAAAAGUGGGCUAGACCAAUUAGUGGAGGCUAAGGCCACUCACCACGAUGGCUGUGCAUUGCGUCUGAAUACCACUUGCUGGGGAUUGCCAGUGGGGGAGAGUCCUGCUUGUGGGCUACCUCUUGGCCACUGUGAAAACGGGAUGCUGAACUAGAUGGGCUUUGGUCUGAUGCAACAGGGCUCUCCUUAUGUUCUUAGGAAUCACCUGAUUCUGCAUGUGGCCCGGACAAGUGGAUAUUCCAAGGUGAUGAUGGGGGACAGUGGUACCCGUGUGGCUGUCAAGCUCUUGACCAACCUGUGCCUGGGACGGGGGGCCUUUCUGGCUGCAGAUACGGUGAGAGCAGGGGCUACAGACUCCUAUAUGUUGGGGCCAGAGAGGCCCAUGUUUCUUACCCUCUUCGCCCUUUGGUGAGAGGUGCAAGCUUCAAGCUGGAGUGGGCAGUGCUGCUCGUGAGGAAUCCAGUCCCUGCUUCCCCUCUCCAGAAAGGACAUUUGGGGCGGCCAUUUCAGCAGCAGGCAUCUGAGCUGCUUAUAAUGGCCUUGCUAGUUAGCAGAAAGACUCUGCACCCCACUCCUGGCCCUGAAGGUAUGUAGAGCUGGAGAGAGGGAAGCAGGGAGUUGUUCCUGACCUCCCAAAGAGUUGCAGCACCAGGUUCAGGGACUAAAGCUGCAAUUCCUGCAUGUGCUUACCUGGGAGUAAGCCCCACUGAACAUGACGGGGCUGACUUCCAAGUACAUGUAUAAUGAAUUGCAUCAGAAGACAAACUGAAGUCUGUUGACAGCACUAGCACCACCACCACUGUGCUUUUCUUUAUUGCUUCUAUAAAAGGAAGAACCGUAGCUCAGUGUCAGAGCACCUGCUUUGCAUGCAGAAGGUCCCAGGUUCAACCCUCGGCAUCACCAGGUACAACUGGGAAUGUCCCCUGCCUGAAACCUCUAGAGAGCAGCUGCCAAGUCAGUGCAGACUCUGGUGAGCCAGAUAGGCUGAUGGUCUGACUCAGGAUAAGGCAGCUUCCCAAGUUCCUAUAUUCUGUUCUUUCCACACCACCGCUUUGGACCACCCAGAGCUAUCCUGUCUCACAAAUGGGGCAACGGAUCAGGCACUUUCUGCACUGUUCACUUUCUCCUUUCCUUGAAAGGGCUUCUCAGACAGUCGCCACGGUGAUGUGCUGUUCUUGCGUCCCAUGCGGGAAUACACUGCCAAAGAGAUUGCCUUCUACAAUUGCUUCUUUGAGGUGCCCACAGUCUUCACGCCUGCGCUGGAUACUAAAGUAAGAGGGACCUACUUCUGGGUGCCUGUAGGGUGACCCCUUUGGGCGCCCUUCCACCAGACCUCCUGGGAGCGAGUAACCUUCCUUGUUGCCCAAGAGUGAUGCCGCUCUUCUCCUCUUCCACAGACCCCCGACAGAGCCAGCAUUCACCGCCUGAUUGAGAGCUUCCUCUACAGGUUGCAGUGCGACUUCCCCUCCACCACCAGCACAGUCUGCCGGUAAGCAACCUUCAGGCUGGGCCAUUCUCCUGCAAGCAACUGCAAGUUUCCCUGCUUCUAGGACAUUCAUCAGCACUCCCCACCCCCGUUGGUUGCAUGCUGAUAAUAUCCCUUUUGCCAGCCUGUUAGUAUUUGCACCCAUUCUAAGCAGGACUGUAUGCAUCAGCGACAGUAAGUGUCCAGUUUCUUCAGGCUGACUAAACCAUGCAAACUGGAAGUUGUCUGUGUGCUUUUAAAACCCACUGGAGUUGCCAGUUCGCUUUCGGGUCCAAUUUCGGGUUCUCACAUUAGUGUUUAAAGCCCUAAGCUACUCAGGCCCCAUAUAGCUGAAAGACCACCUCCUUCCCUACAGACCCUCUUAGGUGCUAAGAUUAGCAGACGGAGCCCUUGUGGUACUCUGCCCUAAGAGGCUUGGGGUGGGGGGUGGGGGGUGGGGGGGUCCAAGAGAGGGCAUUCUCCGUGGCAGCCACUAAGUUCUGGAACUCCCUCUCCAUUGAGGUAUGUCUGGUUCCUUCAUGAUACAAUUUCUGGCAAAUAGUGGAGAUGCGCAUCUUUGCCCUGGGAGGUGUAUAUUUUUAGGAGCCACCUCAUUUCUGCGAUUGUAAGCAGUUUUAAUACUGUGUUUUAAAGUUGUAACCUGCCCUGGGACCUUAGGGUGAAGGGUGGAUGAUGAUAAUGAUAAAAGCCCACUUAUUCUUCAGGGCAGCAAAGCCGCACAUCUUGAUCCCCACAUCCCUUUCUGAAUUCUUGAGACCAUGACAUUUUCCUCUCAAGGAAUUUAAAGUUUCCUUCAGCCACCAUUAAAGCCUAGAAACUCCAGGUUGUAUCCAACUUAAUUUUAUUUACAAUAGACCUGUUGAAAUGUAUGGACCUAAAGAAGUCCACUAACUCCAGAGGGUCUUCUCUUGAGUAGGACUACACUGGUUACAACCCUUUUUAAUCUUAAAAUGAGUGUGUUGAGAUCAUUGUUGCUUUCUGGCGGCUUAACUCUGCCAGUCUCACAUACUGUCUGCCGAAUACAUCCAGACGUGGAUUGUGUGAUUUCUCCAUGUGAUGUGAGACCAGCUGGAUGGUGCACAGAAGGCCUGAGAGGCAAAAGCAAGAUGGAUAAUAGGAGGCAGAAGGGCUAGCCAUGUCUUCCCAGCCCUCUUCUUGAUGCCCUCUCCAUCCUUUCUGCAGGACAGGUGAGAAGCUUUGUGUGACUUCCCCAGAGGCUGAUCCUGGUGGACCCACAGAAACACCCCAGUGCCUCUUCUGUCUCUGCGCCUUGGACACCAAUGCUGGUAUGUGGUGGCCUUGUGAACCUCAACGGGAAAGUUCUUUUUCACUUCUUUAAGAAGGGGAUGCACCUGGAUGUGGUUCUACAAAGUCAGAAAUUGGAGAACCGGAAGGACUUCAAAAACUAGCUUGACUUCUGCCUCCCACCACAAGCCACAGUCACCCACUCGCCAGCCCGCCUGUUCUAAGCUGCAGGGCGUCAGAAGUUUCUCCUCCUGGGCUGCCCUACUCAACUGCCAUAGAACUAGUGAUCUUGCCACUGGGAUACCUGCCUCCUGAGUAACAUCUAGAGCAGUCUUUUUGUCCCCAGAUGUUGGACUACAACUCCCAUCGUUGCUGGCCACUGGUCCCUUAAGCUAGGGACGAUGGGAGUUGUAAUCCAACAUCUGGGGCCCCAAGGUUGAGAAAGGCUGGUCUACAGCAACCUUCUCCAUCCUGGUGCCCCCUGGAAAAUUGGUGGACUCCCAACUCCCAGCAUGUCUAAAUGACAGGGAUUAUGGGAAUUGUAGUACAGUGACAUCUGGAGGGAAACUGGUUGGGGAAAGCAGCAGGAAGCCUUAUUUUCCAUGACUUCUUUUUGUAGACAAAUUCAUGAAAGGAUAAGACUGUUCAUGGCUGCUAGCCACAAUGGCUGUGUUCUUCUUCCACUGUUGGAGGCAGCAUGCCUCUGAAUACCAGUUGCUAGAAACUGCAGGAGAGGAGAGGGCUCUUGCCCUCUUGCAGGCUUCCCUUUGGGUUGCCACUGAGAAGAGGAUGCUGGACUAGAUACACCACUGGCCUGAUCCAGCACGGCUGUUGUAACAGCAUCCUUCUAGCCUGUUGAACUCCCUGGGUACAAAGAAAGCAAGACUGUCUUUGCUUACAAAGCUUAGCCACUUGGGGGCGACAGCUAAAACUCUCUCUGCCACUGAGGACAACAACUCAGCCUCUGACUCUGCUUUCCCUUUCCUCCCCAGUGGACGGCUCCUCCUUGCAGUCGACGGUGCUGUCAGAACAGCUCUGCCAGAAGCCACUUCCACCAUCCACUGGGAACGGCUGCUGUGGAGGGGCCUCGAAUCAGACAGGAUGUUGCAGGGCCCCUCUGGCACCAAGGUAAGCAGGGAUGCUGGAUCCAGAACAGAUAGCUCCACAAACAACUUAGCCUUGUAUGGGUGGGGGGACUCCUUGCCCCCAACUUGGAUGGCUUUUAAAAAAGGGCUGGAGGACAAAGGCUAUGAACGACUACCAGCAACAGUGGCUCAGCUCCGACUCCACUGCAGGAGUCAAAGAUGCUUCUGAAUACAAGUUGCUGAAAAUCACAGGAGGGGAGAGCUCUUGCGCUUGAAUCCUGCUUGCCAGUUUCCCCCAGGCAUCUGGGUGGCCACGAUGAGAAGAGAACACUGGACUAGAUGGGCCAUUGGCCUGAUCCUGCAGGCUCCCCUUAGGUCUCUUGUGCUUCUAGACCAGGGGUGGGAAACCCUUUGGAGGGCUGCAUGUCAAUGGCCAGACGCAAAUGCAGGUGGAGCAACCAAUGUAAAUGUUGCCUUUGUGAAAUUAUUCGAAGACCCCACUCUAUUAAAGGAAGUGAGAGGUAUUAUCCAAGUUCAAGAAGACACGCUCACCAAGCAGGCCAAAGCACUUGGGGUGGGUGGGUGUGAAGCAAGUUCACUUCUGCUGUACUAGAAUCAUAGACAUCACCUGCCCAGACUUGAUCCUCUGCCCUCCUGCUCUGUUCUCCCCUGUAGAGAUUCUUCCCAGCUUCUCCCAUUGCUCUGCUACAGCUGCCGCCUGACCAUCAAAGACAUGGUAAGUGCAGAGAGGUGUGGAGCGCACAAUUCCUCCUACUCUAAUGCUGCAUUUUUCUGGGCUGUCACAUUUCCUUUCUGUUCAGAGACUACAGGCCAGUUGGCUGCCUCUGUCACCAAACUGCUGCUUCCAGACGAGUGGAUGAAGCUAUCCCAGUUGAGUUUGAUGGGUGGGAGAGUGUUGCGGCCUUUGGGAAGGGGGAGAGAGGAGUGUUGUGGGCCCAAGCAGAGUGCAGCGAGAUAGGGCAUGGUCUGCCGCUUGAUUUGGAUGAGGAGGCUUGGCCUCAUGAGGACUCAAACUCAGGGCAAAGAGGAAAGGCCACCUACCCUUUUGUAUUUUCUUUACCAGACUAGGGAUGGGCAUGGGCUCUGCCAGGCCUAAGGGAUGGUCAGGCAUUCAUCACAGUGAAGCAUCUGCUCUGAAUUCUGGAAGUGUUCAUUCACCCCAACUUCUUUCCUCCUCUGCAGAGCUCAUUGGAGCCUCUCCCAGCCUACAUCCACUUGGAGGCAGAGCGCCGGCGAUGCAGGUACAAGCCACACACUCUGCAGAGGAGGGGAUAUGUGCAGUGGGAUACAUAGUUCAUCUCUGAAUAGAAGCACUUAUAGGAAGGGCAGGGAAGAGCAUAUUGAAGUGUGUGUAUGAGAAAGAGACCAAAGAGACCUCAAAUCAGGCUCAUUUCUCCAUGGAAUCACUCUGGGUGGCAAGACCAGGUCCCAAAUUUAUUUAGUGCUGGGGAUAUACUGUUGUGCCCCGUCCCCUUACCAAAAGGUGCUCUUGAGACAGAAAAGGAAAUCACGGAGAUAUCUAAAGUUUUGUGGUUGCGGUUGUGGUUAUGUAGGUUGGAUAAAUGUGUAUGAUGAAGAGAAAUUUGAGAUCAAAGCAUGUAUUCCUGCAGUAGCACACGGGGCAGGAACUAUAGCCCCAUGGGUUAGAGAUGACCCAAGGGUCUGUCAAAGGCUCAGAUCCUGUCUUGGCAGCCAUGGUCAUAUUUGGUCAAGUCCUCUGCUCAUCCCCAGUACCUGUCAAAUGACAACCAGAUAGACUUAAUGUUGACAAGGGUUUUAUCAGACCAAGUUGUGAACUGCAACGCUGAUUUGCUGGAAUUACCAGUCUCCGUGGGGCACGGGGAGGAUGCUUCUUGUGCUGAUUCUCACUUAACCACCCACUCUCCCUGUUCAGGUCCCAUCUCCACACAUACACCCCAAACAGCAGCAGCUUGUCAUAGGGGUCUCCUUUGUGACUUUACCAGCUUCCAGCCAGCUGAAUGAGAGUUGCUGAGGAACCAGAAACGUUCAGGUGUAGAGACUGGUGUGUGUUUUGUUCCUGCAGGGCUGCAAUGAAGCAAGAAAUCCAGGAGUUCUUGCUUGAAGAAGAGGACAGUGAUGCUGCUGAGGGCCUUCCCCUGAGCUGAUGACAGGUUUGCUGAGCUCUGGAGAACCAGAGUAGAACACCCAAUGCAAGAAAGCACCCCCUCUUGGCUCUUAUUUGACCUUUUUUUCCUUCCUGAAUUUUAUAAGUUUUCUAACGCAAAUAAAUUAUUCUGAAGCCACCAGCAUCUGGCUCAGUGAUGCUACA